Messenger RNA from Symbiodinium pilosum, 265 nucleotides. The record is from the annotation of a GenBank genome assembly. NCBI's taxonomy places the organism in Eukaryota, Dinophyceae, Suessiales, Symbiodiniaceae.
GAACGUCGGCCUGGCCAUCGAGGAGCUUAGCGGGGCACAGCCCAACCGAGCCUCCGUGGAAGGCCUGGUGGACUACCUGAACAACCCCACCACCUACGACGGUCUGAAGGACAUCUCAGAGGUUCACCCAUCCAUCAAGGGCGGUGACAUCUGGCCCAAGAUGCGCUCCAUGAAGCAGCAGGACCUGUAUGACAUGUCUGCCUACAUCCUCUACCAGAACCAGACGAUCCCAGAGAAGUGGGGUGGUGGCAAGACAUACUACUAG